AUGAAUGAAGAGUUAAUGGACCAUACUCCAGCUGUUAUGACAUUCCAUAAUAUGGUUCCUAGUGGCAAGAAGCCAUUUAGGUACUUUAGAAUGUGGAAUACACAUUCGGAUUAUGCAGCAAGAGUGGUAGCAUCUUGGAAUCAACAAACUCAGGGACUUAAAAUGUUCCAAGUGGUGACCAAGCUUAAAAGGUUGAAAGGUGUGUUAAAGGAGUUGAAUAAGCAAGCUUUUUCGGACAUUCAAAUGUCUACACAGCAGGCAAAAGACACUUUAGCUGAGAUGCAGAAUAAAUUGCAUCAGGAUCCGUUAAACCAGAUGUUGCAGCAAGAAGAAUUAGCAGCCAGGAAAGAUUACACAGCCUUGCUAAAGAACUACCAGACUUAUUUACAACAAAAAGCUAAGGUCACAUGGCUUAAAAAUGGAGAUAAAAACACAGCUUUAUUUCAUGCAAGUAUUAAAGCUAGAAGAAGACAGAAUAGAGUGUUUUCAAUACAGAAUCAAGAUGGGGAGAGACUUGAAGAGGAAGCAAAAAUUUCAGAGGCCUUUCUGUCAUACUAUAAAGGUCUGCUGGGCACUAAAAUGCAGGGGAGAAGAACUGUGAUAACAAGCUUGGCGCAAUCAGGGGCUGUAUUGUCAGACCAGCUUGCUAGUUGGCUUUGUCAGGACUAUUCUUGUGGAGAAAUAAAGGUUGUUGUCUUUGCAAUACUAGGAAUCAAGGCACCAGGUCCUGAUGGGUAUUCAAGCUACUUUUUUCAGGAUAAUUGGGAGCUCAUUCAAGGAGAUUCACCCACAUUAGUGACGCGCAGUGAAGUGUCACUAAAUGAUUUUAGAGUCACUCAAUACAUGUCACUGAAGCCAGUUUUUGUAGUAGUGAUUGCUUGUUGCAAUGUCAUUUACGAAAUUGCAACUAAGUUGAUCUGUUUAAGGUUGAAACAUGUGCUUCCUGAAUUAGUGGCUCAGAAUCAAGGGGUUAAGUACAGGGAAGAUUUAUAG
Molecule: messenger RNA, 993 nt
Organism: Cannabis sativa
Lineage: Eukaryota; Viridiplantae; Streptophyta; Magnoliopsida; Rosales; Cannabaceae
Exons: 2
Coding region: 1-993 (330 amino acids)
Source: RefSeq, a predicted model, not a curated record